AGACGUAUUUUCAGUUGGCAAACGAUACGAAAAGCGAACGCAUUCAGCGUAUAAAGUCGAACAUUUGAAAAUAAAAGUGUGCUCAGACAGUUCUUUAUUGGCCAGUUCAGAUUGUUGCUGCUGCUGUUGUUAUUGUUGCAUUGUGUUGUUGCUGUUGUUCUUGUUAUUCAAAGUGUUAUCGAAAACUAAGCGAGCUGCAAAAACAAAUUUAAAAGCGCUAAAAUUAAUUGGCCCAUGUUACGGGCUCGCAACGAUUUCCAUUCAACGCGUCCGGCUGAUUUAGUUGUGUAAAGCACUUCGCAAACGUCGAUUGUGCGAAUAAUUAUUGUGCGGACAUUUACUAUAGGCAGUCAAUCACGAUGUACGGGCGUCCAGCCACGGGCAUUAGGAACUUUGAUUCCCUGAAGACCUGGGCCAAUUGGGCAGGUGCUCUCGGCGUGGUGCAAGCUGUCAUAUGGAUAGGCCUGACGAUAACGGCAAUCAUUGCAUAUAGCUGCAACAUUUACAUCGCGGAGACGAUGAACUAUGGCAACUUUGUGAAGGUCAUCUUCUUCGAUGUGUACUUCCAUGGCAGCUGCAAGAUGUCCCCGGAAGCCUACCAGAACUACAAUCGUACCUUGAUCAAUAGCGUUCACACCGUCUUCGAUCCCACACAGCUGCUCGUCUGGGACUGCGUGUACCUUGGCCUGUCCGCCUGCUGGUUCAUUGUGUCCGUUCUGCUCUUGACAGCCCUGAACAAAGACAAUGUGCAGCAGACGUUGAGCGUGAUCUACAGCUGGGCAUUCUUUGUGGGCUCGAUCUGUGCCAUGGACCUGGUGGCCGGCGUCAUCUUCGGCGUUGACUUUAGUCGCUUCCAUGCUCGGGCGUCCGAGUUCAAUGCGAACAGCAUCAAUUCCGGUUACCUGGAUCCCAAUGCCCCGCAACUCGUUGCUGGAGGCGUGGCAGCCAUGUCCAUGAUGCUGAUCGCGUUCAAGGGCUUCAUCAUGUGGCUGAUCAAUGUGUAUUUGCUCAGCUAUCUGCUGGCACGAGCUGUGCAAAUUUCCCAAGAUAAGGACGGCUCGGACACGCUCUUCAUGCCACGCAAAGACUCCAACGAUAUACUCAGUAGCAGACCACCAAUUCGCGCCUACGAAGAAGAGAAAUUGGAGGUGCAGGCAUAUACCAAUGAUGCCUACAUGCCAGAGACUCGCUCCACGGCGGAGACCAUCGAGGUGAACGAGGAGGCCAUAGUUCGUGCUGCUCAUAUGUCCCGUGACGCGAAUCUGAUGGAUCGCCGUUUCCGCAGCAUUGAUGCCUUCCAGCAGUAUCCGGCGCCCAACUCAAACAAUCGACCUCUGCGACAGUCCUCGCAGGGUCCUGUCCAGGAGACAAUAGUCAUGGCCUCCACUGGGUUCCCCAUGCCCGACUAUUCGCCACAGCCGAGUCCCAAUCCCAAUGGCAUACUGCGUCGCAAUCAGUACUAAAUGUGUGCCAAGGCAUUUCCACCUAAAGUAAUCCAUAUAAUUCUCAAAUAUUUAACGCCCCGCCCCCGCCGCCAACGCCAACGGCCUCGUUACACAAGUAAAGCCAACAAAGAAGUAAAGCAGCUAAAAUUAAGUAAGACAAAAUGUACUUGGCGCCAAUUGUA
Molecule: messenger RNA, 1627 nt
Organism: Drosophila navojoa
Lineage: Eukaryota; Metazoa; Arthropoda; Insecta; Diptera; Drosophilidae
Source: RefSeq, a predicted model, not a curated record